Molecule: messenger RNA, 3383 nt
Organism: Rhodotorula graminis WP1
Lineage: Eukaryota; Fungi; Basidiomycota; Microbotryomycetes; Sporidiobolales; Sporidiobolaceae
Exons: 20
Coding region: 1-3162 (1053 amino acids)
Cellular component (GO): mitochondrion
Molecular function (GO): L-glutamate dehydrogenase (NAD+) activity
Source: RefSeq, a predicted model, not a curated record
AUGCCUGGACACGCACAGCAGCCGCCUUCACCGCUAGAGCACAUCCGUGGCCACCUCGACAUCCCCAGGACCCCGUCGCCAGCCCACGGCACCAUCAAGGCGGGCGACCUCGGCUACGCCAAGGCCUCGUUCGCGGGCAAGGACGAGCACCGCAAGGCGGUCCUCGACAUCGUCACCGACAACGGCUUCCUCCCCGACGUCCUGUGCGAGAGCGAGGUCGACUGGUUCUACACGCAGCUCGGCAUCGACGACGGCCUGUUCAAGCUCGCGAGCCCGCAAGAGGUGGCCGACCAUGUCGAGAGCCUGUACGGCGCCAAGGUCCAGGCGCACGCGAGCCACAAGGACUACCUCGAGAUCAAGCUCGAGAAGGAGACCGAGAACUCGGCCGUCUUCAUCUUCACCUCGCCGCCGGGCGUCUCGCUCUCGAACGGCCCGCAAUACGAGCAGCGCAUCGACAAGCAGUACCUCGACAAGUCGACGACGACCAACGCCUACCGCCUCGAGUCGUACCGCGCCCAGCCCGCCGCGCAGCCUGCCGCCGACCACCUGAGUGUGCCGAACGGCAACGGCGUCUCGCACACGCCGCCGGCCGAGAGCGUCGCGGCGCAGCUGCGCUCGUACUUUAUCUCCAAGUGCGACUUUGUCGAGUCGAAGCUGUCGCCCGAGGAGCUGCAGCAGCCGGGCGUCGACCUGCGCGAGGUGGCCGACAAGACGUUCCUCGAGAAGGCGACCGAGAACACGCUCGAGAUCUACCAGGAGCUCAUGGACGAGGCCCUGCGCCGCAUGGGCCCUGUCGUCGCCGCGUACGAGGUCGAGCGUUCGCGCGAGCGCCGCAUCGUCAUCGGGUACAAGCAGGGCGGCACCAACAGCUUCUUCUCGGCCCUCUCGGACCUGUACCACUCGUACGGCUUCUACUCGACGCGCAAGUACGUCGAGAACUUUAGGAACGGCGUCACGAUCGUGUCGCUCUACCUGCACCCUCUGCAGGGCCCGCCUUCCGAGGCGAGCAUCCUCCAGAUCAUCAAGGAGUCGUCGCUCAUUUACGUGCUCCCGAACAACCCGCUCUUCACCGGGUCGCAGCUCACGGUGCAGGAGGCGACGUACGCCUACGCCGGGUGGAUCUUUGCGCAGCACUUCCUCAACCGCCUCGGACCGGCCUACUCGGCGCUCAAGGACCUCCUCGACGAGAACGACUCGGUCCAGGCCGGCGUCCUGUCCGACAUUCGCGCCCGUUUCCGCCAAGAGACGUUCACGCGCGGCAGCAUCCUCGAGACGCUCCAGCAGUACCCGGACGUGAUCCGCCUCGCCUACAUCAGCUUUGCGUACCGCCACUACUACAACGUGUUCGGCAACUCGCUCGUCCCGACCCUGUCGUACGCACGCCUCCAGUCGGCCGAGGUCCUGUCUGGCGAGCAGCUGUCGGCCCACAUCAAGAAGCACGUCCUCAACAAGCACGACGCCCAGAUCCUCGAGUCGUUCGUCACCUUCAACGAGGCGAUCCAGAAGACCAACUUCUUCACCCCGACCAAGGUCGCCCUCUCGUUCCGCCUCGACCCGGCGUUCCUGCCGCAGGACGAGUACCCUGUCCGCGCGUACGGCCUGUUCCUCGUCGUCGGCGACGGCUUCCGUGGCUUCCACCUUCGGUUCAAGGACGUCGCUCGUGGUGGCCUCCGCAUGAUCAUGUCGCGCAACCGCGAGAACUACUCGAUCAACCAGCGCAACCUCUUCGACGAGGUGUACGGCCUCGCGUCGACCCAGGCGCUCAAGAACAAGGACAUCCCCGAGGGCGGCUCCAAGGGCGCCAUCCUGCCCGACCUUGGCGCCAACCCGCAGGUCGUCUUCUGCAAGUUUGUCGACGCCAUCUUUGACCUGCUCCUGCCCGGCAAGACGCCCGGCGUCAAGGACAAGAUCGUCGACCUGUACGGCAAGGAGGAGAUCCUCUUCUUCGGCCCGGACGAGGGCACGGCCAACUACAUGGCCUGGCUCGCCAACCACGCUCGCGCUCGCGGCGCCGCCUGGUGGAAGGCGAGCUCGACGGGCAAGCCGGCGUCGACGCACGGCGGCAUCCCGCACGACACGUACGGCAUGACGAGCCUGUCGGUGCGCGGCUACACGACGGGCAUCUACCGCAAGCUCGGCCUGCGCGAGGAGGACACCAAGAAGGUGCAGACGGGUGGCCCGGACGGCGACCUCGGCUCGAACGAGAUCCUCCUCUCCAAGGACAAGACGACGACCAUCAUCGACGGCUCGGGCACGGCGCACGACCCGAACGGCCUCGACCGCGACGAGCUCAUCCGUCUCGCCAAGGCGCGCGUCAUGGUCAGCAACUUUGACCGCUCCAAGCUCUCGCCCGAGGGCUACAUCGUCCUCGUCGACGACCGCGACGUCACGCUCCCGAACGGCGACAUUGUUGCCGACGGCACCGACUUCCGCAACUCGGCGCACCUCCGCUACAAGGCCGACAUCCUCGUGCCGUGCGGCGGCCGCCCCGAGUCGAUCAACAUCGGCAACGUCUCGCGCCUGUGGGACGCCGACGGCGUGCCCAACUUCAAGUACCUCGUCGAGGGCGCCAACCUGUUCUGCUCGCCGGGCGCUCGCCUUCAGCUCGAGAAGAAGGGCGUCGUCGUCAUCCGCGACGCGUCGGCCAACAAGGGUGGUGUUACGUCGUCGAGUCUCGAGGUCCUGUCGGGCAUGUGCUUGAACGACAAGGAGUUCAUCGAGCUCAUGUGCUCGCCUCCCGGUACCGAGACGCUGUCGGACUUCUACCAGGCGUACGCCCGCUCGAUCCAGGAGAUCAUCUCGCAAAACGCGACGUUCGAGUUCGAGGCCAUCUGGGCCGAGCACGAGCGCACCGGUCGCGCCUACACCCUCCUCUCGGACGACCUCUCGCGCAAGCUCGUUCAGCUGCAGGACCAGAUGGAGCAAUCUUCGCUGUACGACGACGUCCCCCUGCGCCGCGCCGUCCUCGCGCGCGCCCUCCCUCGCGUCCUGCAGGACAAGAUCGGCCUCGACACGAUCCUGUCGCGCCUGCCGCAGGCGUACGCCCUGUCCAUCUUUUCGAGCUACAUCGCGAGCCGCUACGUCUACUCGUACGGCAUCGAGUCGAGCCCGAUCGACUUCCACUACUUCCUCCAGAAGCUCUCGGCCGAGGCCGAGGCAUAGGUCAGGUCGUCGCCCCGCUCGCACCCCCCUCCUCCUCUUCUCCCUCCUCCUCCAUAGACCGGCAUCCUUCCUCUUCCCUCUUUCUUAGGCCCUCCCACUGCAGCAUCUCUCUCUCUCCCUCUCCCAUGGCCUCCCUUUUCAUCAGUGCCCCCCUCUCGACCGCUCCACGGACAAUUUCCCCCUCCUCCCUUGAUUUUGCAAAGAUCUGUGCGCUCCCUCUC